AUGGAGUUGCAGAAGGGAAAGGGGGCAGCAGCAGCUGCUGCUUCAGGAGCGGCGGGAGGUGGAGGAGGAGCGGGAGCAGGAGCCCCAGGAGGGGGGAGGCUGCUACUUUCCACCAGUUUGGAUGCCAAGGAUGAGUUAGAGGAGAGAUUGGAAAGGUGUAUGAGCAUUGUGACAUCGAUGACUACUGGUGUCUCAGAGCGAGAGGCCAAUGAUGCCCUUAAUGCCUACGUAUGCAAAGGCCCCCCCCAACAUGAGGAAAUCUGCCUGGGUCUCUUUACUCUUGUCCUCACUGAACCUGCUCAAGCCCAGAAGUGUUACCGGGACUUGGCUCUGGUGUCUCGCGACGGCAUGAAUAUUGUCUUGAAUAAAAUCAACCAGAUCCUUAUGGAGAAGUACUUGAAGUUGCAGGACACCUGCCGAACUCAGUUGGUGUGGUUGGUACGGGAACUAGUGAAGAGUGGGGUUCUGGGAGCUGAUGGUGUAUGCAUGACAUUCAUGAAGCAGAUUGCUGGUGGGGACAUUACGUCAAAAAAUAUCUGGUUGGCAGAAAGUGUUCUGGACAUCCUGACGGAGCAGAGGGAGUGGGUGUUAAAGAGCAGCAUCCUCAUCGCCAUGACCGUUUACACAUACCUCCGCCUCAUUGUGGACCACCACGGGACCGCCCAGCUUCAGGCCCUGCGGCAGAAGGAGGUGGACUUCUGCAUCUCUCUGCUUCGGGAACGGUUCAUGGAAUGUUUGAUGAUUGGCCGGGACCUCGUAAGACUACUUCAGAAUGUUGCCAGGAUACCAGAAUUUGAACUGCUUUGGAAAGAUAUUAUCCAUAACCCUCAGGCCCUGAGUCCUCAGUUCACAGGUAUCCUGCAGCUUCUUCAGUCAAGGACAUCCCGAAAAUUCCUAGCAUGCCGUCUAACCCCAGACAUGGAGACGAAGCUUCUCUUCAUGACCUCCCGGGUGCGAUUUGGUCAACAAAAGCGAUACCAGGAUUGGUUCCAGCGUCAGUAUCUGUCAACCCCAGACAGCCAGUCUCUGCGCUGUGACCUCAUUCGCUACAUCUGUGGGGUUGUCCACCCUUCUAAUGAAGUGCUGAGUUCAGAUAUCUUGCCCCGAUGGGCCAUCAUUGGUUGGUUGCUGACAACAUGCACGUCAAAUGUCGCUGCCUCCAAUGCCAAGCUGGCUUUGUUUUAUGACUGGCUGUUCUUUAGCCCAGACAAGGAUAGCAUCAUGAACAUAGAGCCAGCCAUCCUGGUCAUGCAUCACUCCAUGAAGCCCCACCCAGCCAUCACUGCCACACUCCUGGACUUCAUGUGCCGCAUCAUUCCCAACUUCUACCCACCGCUGGAGGGCCAUGUGCGGCAGGGUGUCUUUUCGUCCCUCAACCACAUUGUGGAGAAACGGGUUUUGGCGCAUUUGGCUCCCCUGUUUGACAACCCCAAACUGGAUAAGGAGCUGCGGGCCAUGCUGAGGGAGAAGUUUCCUGAGUUCUGCAGUUCACCCAGCCCUCCUGUGGAAGUCAAAAUUGAGGAGCCCGUUUCCAUGGAGAUGGACAACCAUAUGUCAGACAAGGAUGAGAGUUGCUAUGACAAUGCAGAAGCAGCCUUCAGUGAUGAUGAGGAGGAUCUCAACAGCAAAGGAAAGAAGAGAGAGUUUCGCUUCCACCCUAUCAAGGAGACGGUUGUGGAGGAGCCAGUUGAUAUCACCCCUUACCUUGACCAGUUGGACGAGUCCUUAAGGGACAAAGUGCUCCAGCUACAGAAAGGCAGUGAUACAGAGGCCCAGUGUGAGGUCAUGCAGGAAAUCGUGGACCAGGUCCUGGAGGAAGACUUUGACUCAGAGCAGCUGUCGGUCCUUGCGUCCUGCCUACAGGAGCUCUUCAAGGCCCACUUCCGAGGGGAGGUGCUGCCCGAGGAGGUUACGGAGGAGUCCCUGGAGGAAUCUGUGGGGAAGCCCCUCUACCUAAUAUUUAGGAACCUGUGCCAGAUGCAGGAAGACAACAGCAGCUUCUCUCUGCUUCUGGACCUCCUCUCCGAGCUCUACCAGAGGCAGCCCAAGAUCGGCUACCACCUGCUCUACUACCUGCGGGCCAGCAAAGCCGCCGCGGGGAAGAUGAACCUGUACGAGUCGUUCGCCCAGGCCACGCAGCUGGGGGACCUGCACACCUGCUUAAUGAUGGACAUGAAGGCCUGCCAGGAGGAUGACGUGCGGCUGCUGUGCCACCUCACACCCUCCAUCUACACAGAGUUUCCAGAUGAGACCUUGCGGAGUGGGGAGCUACUGAACAUGAUCGUGGCCGUUAUUGACUCUGCACAGCUCCAGGAGCUGGUCUGCCAUGUGAUGAUGGGGAACCUGGUCAUGUUUCGAAAAGACUCAGUCCUCAACAUCCUCAUCCAGAGCCUGGAGUGGGAAACCUUUGAACAGUACUGUGCCUGGCAGCUCUUCCUGGCCCACAACAUCCCCCUGGAGACCAUCAUCCCCAUCUUGCAGCACCUCAAGUACAAGGAGCACCCCGAGGCCCUGUCCUGCCUGCUGCUUCAGCUCCGCAGAGAGAAGCCCAGCGAGGAGAUGGUCAAGAUGGUGCUGAGCCGGCCCUGCCACCCCGAUGACCAGUUCACCACCAGCAUCCUGCGGCACUGGUGCAUGAAGCACGAUGAGCUGCUGGCCGAGCACAUCAAGUCCCUGCUCAUCAAGAACAACAGCCUCCCACGCAAGAGGCAGAGCCUGAGGAGUUCCAGCAGCAAGCUGGCCCAGCUGACCCUGGAGCAGAUCCUGGAGCACCUGGACAACCUGCGUCUCAACCUGACCAACACCAAGCAGAACUUUUUCAGCCAGACCCCCAUUCUCCAGGCGCUGCAGCAUGUCCAGGCGAGCUGCGACGAGGCCCACAAGAUGAAGUUCAGCGACCUCUUCUCCCUGGCAGAGGAAUACGAGGACUCUUCCUCCAAGCCCCCCAAGAGCCGGCGAAAAGCAGCUCUGUCCAGCCCCCGGAGUCGGAAGAAUGCCGCUCAGCCCCCCAACGCCGAGGAAGAGUCUGGCUCCAGCAGUGCCUCGGAGGAAGAAGACACAAAGCCGAAGCCCACCAAGCGGAAGCGGAAGGGGUCCUCUGCCGUGGGGUCGGACAGUGACUGA
This is a messenger RNA of Pipistrellus nathusii (Nathusius's pipistrelle), 3123 nucleotides long. Lineage: Eukaryota; Metazoa; Chordata; Mammalia; Chiroptera; Vespertilionidae. The record is from the annotation of a GenBank genome assembly.